Messenger RNA from Effrenium voratum, 1668 nucleotides. The record is from the annotation of a GenBank genome assembly. NCBI's taxonomy places the organism in Eukaryota, Dinophyceae, Suessiales, Symbiodiniaceae.
AGUUUGCUCGUAAGGUGCACUUGAGUAGUUGUGGCCACUUUCAAGCCAUGGGAGCUGCAACAUCCAAGUACACCAAGUUCGGGGAGAGUUCCAACUACACCAUCCUGAUGCUUGGGCAGACGGGCUCCGGCAAGACCUCUCUGCUGAACUUCAUCGCCAGCUACAGGCACGUCCUGCGUUCAGUGAAUGAGGAUGACUGCGUGCUUUCGCGGGAGGAGCUGCAAAACUUCGCCCAGGAAAGGGUUUCGGACAUGACCUUGGAGCACGCGCUGGAGGACCAGAUGGCAAGCAAGACCUGUGAUGCCAAGCUCUACCAGCUGAGCUUGGCGAGUAACUGCCAUUUCAAUGUGAUUGACACGCCUGGUUUCGGUGAUACCCGAGGAAUGUCUGAAGACGAACGGCACAUCAAGCGCAUUUUGGCAUGCAUCGCGAAGGUCAACACCAUCAAUUGUGUGCUCAUCACUAUCAAUGGCAGAGAGGCCCGCUUGAAUCACACCCUCCGGUACGUCCUUUCUGAGCUCACCUCCAUUUUGCCCCAGCAGGUGCUGUCGCAAGUGGGGGUCGUGUUCACCAAUGUCGAGAGCAGGCGGAAGAUGAACUUCAAUCCGAGCACCCUGCAUGAGGUGGACUUGAAGGACUUCCCCUGCACCUACGUGGACAACCCCUUUGGCGAGGUGCUCGCCGCCGUUGAGGAGUGCCUUGCCGGACAGGACGCGCUCGACCGAUGCCUGCGGCAGGAGUUCACGCAAGCGGUGCAAGGGACGGCCAAGACCUUGCAAGACUUCUUCUGGAAGAUUCAUGACUUUGAGCCAGUGCUGUCCAAGCGCUUUGCCGAGCUCAACGAGAAGCGUGAGAUCAUUGAAGCAUUGAUGGCCAACAACAUGGAGGAGUGUGCGGAAAUCCGGAGGCUGGUGCAAGACUUGGAGAGGCACAAGGCACGUGUCCAGCAGAGCGGUGCAGUGGUUCCGCUGACACGAACUGUGCGGCUUUGGCGGAUGAAGCACAACAAGUUCAACUGGAGCCACUAUGUGUGUGCCCAGUGUGAUUGUCAUUCGAACUGCCAUACUUCGGCGGUGAUUUCCCCCUUUGCGAGCAUUUGGUGCUUCUUCCACUCGAGUGAUGUUUGUGACAGGUGCGGACACAGAUAUGAGAACCACCGUGUGACCAGAGCUGGCUGGGAAGCAGCGGAGCGGGACGAGAACAUCGAGUUUGGAGACACAGUGGAUGAGGCUGCCCGGCAGAUGGAAGAUCGCAUUGCCCAGGCGAACCGGACGAAGUUGUUUUGGGCGCAGCAGCUGGAGGAGGCUCUGGAGGAGUACGCCCGCCUGGGGCUUCGGGAUGCCUUCUUACGCCUCCUGCGGUCGCAGAAGGCGCUCUUGGAACAGCAGCUUGCAAGUGCACCAGAUGAUGACGCCUUGAAGUGCCUCUUGGAUGACGUUUGUAGACAGCUCACCGAGAUCGAGAAGGCGAGCGACACCACGUGCUGCAUUUGCUUUGACCGCUUGGCAGAUACGAAAUUGAGUUGUGGACAUCAGCAAUUUUGCCAUGAGUGCAGCAUGGCGUGCGGGACGUGCCCCUUGUGCAGGCAGCACGUUACCUCAGUUUCACCACGGGAGGCCUAGGCAGAAUAUAUGGGUUUUUCUCAGUGGUUGUCCCUUUGAGUCCCUU